AUGGAAACCCCGCGCAUGGCUCGCAAUGAUGUGUUUACUUCCGCUUUCGGUGGUUUCUCGCAUGCGCGCGAUGCAGCUGUGCGUCAUGGGCAGCAGGCACGAUGCAAGGGAAGUGGCCUGAUUGGGAAGAGUGUGGACAUACUGAAGGAGUUCUUGGAAAUAGGACUUGUGGGUAUAGAUGAGGCGAACAGCUUUCGAAGUUCUCUCGAAAAGGCGGCCCUACUUUCGGAAGUGAACUUUCACAGGCUAGAAGACCCAAGUCACGAUGACGUUCCUCCUUCAUACGACGACGCUGUCAGAGACCUACCGCCAGAAUACGCUACGCUUUCGCCACUUGCACAUCGAAAAGAUGUGGUUCACGAUUCAGCGCCGCCCAAAUAUUCCCAAACUGCCAAUUCCAGACCCUCGUCCCGUGUCAUCGACUUUGAUGGUUCACUCGGAAUUCGAGAAUACAAGGGCGGGAAAAACAAGAAGAAGAACAAGCCGGCACCGCAGCGACAGGCUACACCCCCGCCAAACGAUGACGGCGACAAAAAAGACGAGGGCGCGGACGGGGGAUCCAACGGCGGGGAUCCUCCAGCCGAUGGAGGUGAUGCUGGCGACGGGAACGGCGAUGGCGGAGAUGGUGGAGGCGGAGGCGGUGGUGAUGAGGGUGGAGACGACGACUGGGAUGCUUGGAACACUACCAGCACCAAGAAGAAGACCAAGAAGCAAAAGAAGGAGGAGGAAGAGGAAUUAAGGCGGAAGGAGGAGGAAGAACAAGCGGCCAAAGAGGAAGAAGAACGCAAAGCCAAGGAAGAGGAAGAACGAAUAGCAGCAGAGACCGCGGCAGCAGACAACAACAAUCUCAGCUGGGCGGAUGAUCCUAACGGCAAUGAUGACUCAUGGGCUGGGUUCGCCACUGCAGGGAAAAAGAAGAAGAAGGGCAAGGGGACUGAUUUGUUAGGGGUUGAUCCUCCCGCAAACUCGUUCCAGGACAUCAGCUUGGGUGACGGGGCUCCGCAAUUAGACCUCAGCCUUGACCCUACGGGUGGGAAGUCUGCCGGAACGGAUUUCAAUUUCGGUACCUGGGGUAAAGGUUGGGGAGGCGGAAAUAAAUGGGGAUUGGAUUCCUUGGGAGACAUGAAUGGCGUCAAAGACGAGAAAGGGAAAGCAGACAACAACCCCUGGUCGCUCGGCUCCAAGGAUCCUAUGAAAGGCUCAGUCGGAUUCGAUUUCGGUGGCUCCAGUGACCCCCCGCCGGCCGCUCCUGCGGACGAGCCAAAGGCCGAUGAUGAUAGCUGGGGUGGUUUUAAUGUCACUAGCAAGAAAGAUAAGAAGAAGAAAAAGAAGGGCGUUUUGGAAGAAGAACCCCCCAAGGAACCUGAACCUGAGCCAACCCCACCCCUCGAGCCUGAGCCUGUGCCCGAACCCGAACCUGCUCCAGCAGCGGACAUCGCGGGACUCUCCAAAAAAGAAAAGCGAAAAGCAAAGAAGGGGAAAGAUGAACUACUGGCGCCCGAGCCAGUUGUAGAAGAGCCUAAAAGUGAUGAUAUUUGGGCAGACAUUGAUACGAAAAAGAACCCGGAGCCGGAAAUUGCAGAUGAUAAUGACUGGGACUGGGGCGCGUCGAUCAAAAAGAAGGACAAGAAGAAGAAGAAUGCAAUUCUUGAGGACCCGGUGAUAGAGGAGCCUCCGCCGGCCCCAGAACCGCCACCGGAGCCCGUUGUCCAGAAGAAAGAAGAAGACGAUUGGGCCGGAUGGGGUGCGCCAGCUAAGAAGGACAAGAAGAAGAAGAAAGGCAAGCUGAUUGAGCCUGAGCCCGAGCCUGAACCUGUCCCAGAGCCCGAGCCCGAACCUAUCGUGGAGCCUGAGCCUGAGCCGGAACCAGAGCCCGAGCCCGAACCUGAACCUGAGGUCCCUGCACUGCCCGAUGACCCUCUUUAUAAUAAUUGGGACAAGCUGUCUUCAAAGGAUCGGAAGAAGCGAGAGAAGUCGCUGAAAAAGAAGGGUCUUCCCAUACCAGGUAUAGAUAUCCUAAUUCCUCCACCUCCGCCCCCAGCGCCCGUGGAACCAGAGGAACCAGAGCCAGAGCCUGUGGUGGAGUCUGAACCCGAACCAGAGCCAGAACCAAUCCCGGAAGUGAUCCCAGAGCCGGUCAUAGAGCCAGAGCCGCCUGUUGAAGACGAUAGCUGGGGAAUCUGGGGCCCUUCAAAAGACAAGAAAAAGUCAAAGAAGAGCAAAAUCGCCGAGGACCCUCCACCACCUGCACCAACUCCGCCGUCCCUAGGAUUGGAUCACGAUAUCGAUGCAUUCGCGAUCGAAGAUGUCCCCGAGGAGCCCAUGCUGGAUGACCCCCCUCCUAAAUCCUCAAAGAAGAAAGCAGAAGAACCUCCCGCGAAAGCCACCAAGGGAUUCUGGUCCGCUUUUGGAGCCGCGACCUUAGGGAAACCUAAGGCCACGAAGAAAAAAUCCGAGGAAAAGCCCAAGGUGAUCGAGGAACCGAAGGAACCCGAGUCUGCCCCGGCGGACGCUGAUUUGCUCCUCGAUGUUGGUGACGAGCCUGGGGAACCCGCGGCGUCUGACGCGCCUGACGAGCCUAUAGUAGAAGAGCCACCCCCGCCAGCCGCGCCGCCAACGAAGACACCUGUUGUCAGCUCCAAGUCCAAGUCAUCAGCCAAGCUGUCCGUCGCUGAGCGCAUCAAAGCCCUUGAGCAGGCGAAGAAAGAUAAAGUAAAAGACAAGGCCUCCGGGAAAUCUAAGACGAAAGAAGCCAUCCCGCCCCCAGUGGAUCCUCCCGAACCUCCUCAGCCAGAUCCGGAACCAGAACCGGAGCCAGUGGAAGAACAGAGAGUUGCACGAGACUCGGUCCCUGGAAGCUUUCCUGACGCCUUUGACGACGACUUUGAAGACCCACCGCCCCCUGUCCCAGAGCCUGAGCCCGAGCCGGAACUAGAACCCAAGCAGGAGCCCCCGCCACCAGCUGAGCCUGAGCCCGCGGUCUCGUCGAAGAAAACCAAGAAGAAGGACAAAAACAAAGGGAAGGUUGUCGAACCGGUGCCCGAACCUGAACCAAUCCCUGAGCCGGCUCCAGAACCCCCACAAGAGCCAGAACCGGUGCCCGAGCCCGAGCCCGCUCCCGCUCCCGCUCCAGUUUCCAAAUCGGACAAGAAGAAAAAGAAGAAGGGUAAGCUUGUUGAGCCUGAACCGGAGCCCGAUCCAGCGCCGGCGCCAGACCCUGAGCCCGAGCCCGAGCCUGCUCCUGCAGAUGAGCCCCAACCGGAAGCGGAGCCGGAGCCAGAGCCCGCAGAACCACCCGCUCCCGAGCCCGAAAAGCCCAAGAAAAAGAGCAAGAAAAGCUCAACUUCAAGAGGCAUCAUGUCCUCUGCUGAUGCGCCGCCUGCGGAUGUGACCGCGGGUGACGCGCCCCCAGAGAAUGAUGCUGGUGGACCCCCGACACCACCGCCCGAGCCAGUUGCGCCUGAAAGAUCGGCCAAAAAGGAGCGUGCACGUGUCGAGCGAACGGCAGGUGCCGCGUCCUGGGCGUUCUGGGGCGCUGGGGCUCCACCGCCUAAGAAGUCAGGUCAUCGGGAAUCCAGGCACAGAAGGGAACAAUCACCGGGGGUUUCAAGAUCCAAAUCGAAUAGACACGCCAGACCUCGGGAGCCUGAGCACGAGAUGGAAAAGUCAUCAGCAUCUGAGAAGGACAAGCGCCGAGAAGCCAAACUCAACCGAGGAACGGCCUUCUCGAAAUUCAUCCUUGGAGCCCCCCCUCCGCCUUCACGCACCAAAUCAAGUCGUCGAAACGGACAUUCCGCCUCAAAACAUACUUCUAGAGGUCCGUCCGUCGAUAUGAAUGAUACUGGCAUUCCAUCACCCCCGCCAGACGACGGACAGGAGAUGCCCGAUAAGGUAGCGCGAAUGAUGGGAGUAUCCGGAACCAAGCGAGAAAGGCCGCGUGGAACGCGAACGAAAUCAAGUGGUGCUCGUGAUCCUUACGCAUUGGAGGACGAAGACAUGGUCAUGGUAGAUCGAGAGGAUGCCGAAGGGUAUCCACCAAAGACACGCUCGCGCGAGUCCAGACACUCCGAGAAGCGGUCAAGAAAGCAGUCGCGGUCGAGGCCCGAGGAACUUCAGGAAGAUGCUGUUAUGGUCGAUGCUGACCAGGCGCAGCAAGGCCCUGAUGUCUUCUCUGGACCAGAUGACAUUGCUUUUGUCGAAGCCCCACCAAAGGAGCCGCAACGCCUUAAACGCUCAAACACCGCUCCUAAGAAACCUGAGACAGGUGGAUUGAUGGGUCUCAUCGGUUCGCUGCGCAGGACUGCGCGUGCGGAGCCUCCUGAACGUCAUAAGUCUCGCUCUCGUCGUGAUGAUGAUGCAAAGCACAUGGCGGACCCCGAACGGGACGAGGCUCGGCGUCAGCGCCGUGAAGAAAGAAAUAAACGCUCAGCCCGCCCGGAGAACGAGGGCGAUGGGUUUGUCACCGACGCUCCUCCAGCCGAGGAAGCGCCAGACAUGGAAGCAGACGAUGCGGAAGCUAGAAGAGCAGAACGCAGGGCGCGACGUGCCGCAAAACAAGCUUCUCUGGACCAAGCUCGAGAGAACGAAAUGCGUGAGGCAGAGGAGAGGCGCGCGAAACGAAAGGGAAAAGAACUCGCUCGGGAGCGAGAGAUGCAUGAUAGACAGCUUCGCGAAGAGGAAGAGCGGGAGCAACGACGCCAAGAAGAGAAGAGAGCACGUCGAGCUGCCCGCGAAGAGCGCCGCGCUCGUGAAGAGCAGGAGGCCCGAGAGGCGGAAGCCCGGGCCGAAGCGAAAGCUGCGGAACGCCGUGAAAGGCGCCGGCAGAGGGAAGCAGAAAUGCAGGAAAAUCCCAGAUCGCGGCGCCACUCCCGCGUGGAUGAUCGCGCUACUCGGGAUUUCUACGCUGAGGACCCUUACGCCGACCCGGAGAGAUCGAAUCGCCGACGAUCCAGGGCCCCGGAAAUGGCCCGGGAGCAACCGCCGCCGAUGAUGUCCGGCGGACGGAGGGAUAAGAUCUCGUCUUGGGUUGAUCAACAGCACAUCAACCCUCCGGAGCCGCCGCCCCUUGUGGCCACUGUGCUCGACAUGCCACCCGGUCCGGGCGAUCAGACCAAUGCGCACUCGAUGUCAUCGGAUGAGGAAGCCCGACGUGACCUCCGCCGCAGAGCCCGCAGACGAGCGCGGUAUCCGGGACUGACAGAUGAUGAGAUCAACGACCUACGCGAAAGAAAACGUGAGGCGCGCCGAUCUGACCGGGAUGGCAUGAAGAGCAGCUCCGGUAGUGGCGACUACGAGCGGGACCGUGGCAUGCGACAUGACCGGUACAGCGCGCCGCCGCCGCCGCAGCCCAACUCUGGUGGAAAAAUGAACUGGUUCAAGAAACUCACCAGUCUGUCAUGA
Molecule: messenger RNA, 5400 nt
Organism: Aspergillus affinis
Lineage: Eukaryota; Fungi; Ascomycota; Eurotiomycetes; Eurotiales; Aspergillaceae
Exons: 5
Coding region: 1-5400 (1799 amino acids)
Source: RefSeq, a predicted model, not a curated record